This is a messenger RNA of Penicillium verhagenii, 495 nucleotides long. RefSeq lists its product as uncharacterized. Bases 1 to 495 code for a protein of 164 amino acids. The transcript is spliced from 2 exons. The record is from RefSeq and is a predicted model, not a curated record. NCBI's taxonomy places the organism in Eukaryota, Fungi, Ascomycota, Eurotiomycetes, Eurotiales, Aspergillaceae.
AUGUCCUCACCAUCGAAUAAUAGCUGUGAAAACCCUUAUCCAUCCCUAUUGGCCGCUCUGCCGAAUGGAUAUGCAAUCAGAAGAUUUACUGGUUUUCGGCAACUCUAUUUGGACGCAUCUAAUGUGCGCAAGCUCCUUGAAGAGAGCUCAGAAACCGAUGGCAACCAGUUCCUUGUUCUGUUGGGUCUCUCGGAACGAACUAUUGACAAAAUUGCGAACAAUGGAUUAACUGGUAUAAAUUACCGGUUUGCAUGGGAAGGAUCUGUCGGGCUCAUUAAAGUUGUUCCUGGGAGUGGCCAUGAACAGGUCACAGGAUGGUAUGGCUUAAAUUGGGAGCAAUGGGAGGAGGUGAUUAUCUCGACGAACUGGCUACGGGUGGCGCAGCAACCUAUCGUCCAACUAGCAACAAAGGCAAAGAAGCACAUGAAUGUUUCCUUCCCCUCAGCCGCAGAGGUUUACAUGGAGAACCCGCUGGUUGGCCAACACUGGUUGUAG